UCUCUCUCUAGGAUCUGUGUGUAUGUGUGUUAUGAAUGUUGGAGCGGUUUAACAAACACACAAGCAUUCUUGAUCACAUCACACCACAAACAUACAUACGCCUAAACCACCUUAAAUUAAAUUAAACUAAACUAAAUUCUGUGCAGAGUCUGUGAUACAUAAUCUUUAUUUAUACACACACACACACACAGAGCAUUAGAUAUGAUAACAUAAGGCAAGCCAAGACAUAACCCUUCUCCUUCCAGUUCCCUCAAGCUCAAUCUAUAAUAUAUACAUAUAUAUAUACAAAGGCAAGGGAUGGGCAACGCCGGCACCGCCAGCGCCAGCCGCCAGUGCGGGGAGGUGAUAUUGUCGGACGGCAAUAUGUUGAGUUACAGCAAGCCCCUCACAGUAGCUGAGCUGAUGCUAGAACACCCACAGGAAGUGGUGGUGGAAUUCCAUCCAGCCAUGAUCAUCAUCAACAACAAGAACAAGAAUAUCAAUUACAAGGCCACCCCAUUGCCAGCAGAUCACACCCUGGAUAUCCACAAGCUCUAUCUCAUGCUCCCCAAGGCCAAGGCCAAAUCCACAUCAUUGACGUCGUUCCAACAAGAACAAGCUCGCCUCAUUCUCGCAAAAGCAGCAGCAUCAGCAGCCACUUCUUCCCUCUCUGUGCUAAUAAACUUAAACCCGAAGCCCCUCCUCUCUUAUACUGGGGUUGUUCCUCUCUUCCUCAGGAUUUGCCCCGGAGGAGGAAGAGGACUUAAGCACCAAGCCUUCACCCCCCCUGUGUUGGUGGAGAAGAAGAAGCCGGUGCCGGAGAUGGAGAUGGACAUGGAUAUGGUAGAAGGUGGGAGGGAGGAGUUGUUGUUUCUGAGCAGACAGUUUUCAGGAAAGGGAUGGAAGCCCAGUUUGGAUACCAUCAAGGAGAAGACCAUCAAAGCAAAAGUCACCCAUUGGCUCCUCUAA
This is a messenger RNA of Andrographis paniculata, 948 nucleotides long. RefSeq lists its product as uncharacterized. The transcript has a single exon. The record is from RefSeq and is a predicted model, not a curated record. Lineage: Eukaryota; Viridiplantae; Streptophyta; Magnoliopsida; Lamiales; Acanthaceae. Bases 298 to 948 code for a protein of 216 amino acids.